AUUAAUCUUUUUUAUUAAGAGAAUGAGUUAAAGCUGUAAGCAUUUCUACUUCAACUAUGGACUCAGAACGUAGUAUUGCUAAUGAGAGGCUUUACGAUACAACAAUGUACUCAGGUAGCACAUACCCUUUCUACAGAAAAUAUUCCAUGGUUUUAGUUACCUAUGGACUAAUUGCAUUUUUAUACAUACUGAUUCUGGCUCUUUUCAUAAUUAUCUUAUCCAAAUCUAAGCCUGAUGGUUUGGAGACAAACAUAAACAUCCAGAGAGAAAUCAGUGCUUUCCGAAACCACCUUUCUCAGCUUACAUCAAAGCUGAAUCAAAUGGAAGGCAUUUCAUAUAAGGCAGCCUGUGAAACCUCCUGGAUUCAAUUUAACGACAGCUGCUACCAGAUCAUUACCAAAAGAUCUAACUGGAUCAAUGCCCGGGCACUGUGCUUAGGAAAGGGAAGUGACCUUGUUGUAAUCACAAGUCAAGAGGAGCAGAAUUUCCUAAUGUCUAAUACUCUCUUUAAGAAUGACCGUUUUUGGAUAGGUUUAAGUAUAGACAUAGGAAAGCAAUGGCAAUGGGUGGAUGCAACAAACUACGGAGCAUCAUACAAAUCUUGGAAGAAGGGAGAGCCAAGAAGUGAUCGUGGAGGUUUUACUAAAAAUUGUGCCUUCUCAUGGACUAAUAGCGAGUGGGAUACUGUUCAAUGCGCCUUUGAUAAGUGUUUUGCCAUAUGUGAAAAAAAGCUUGGUUAACCAAAUAUGCAAUCUAUUUUUUCUCAUUUCAUAAUUUCAACAACUAUGUAAUGUAAUCUAAUUACAAAUACCAGUAUCAAAAGAAAAAUAAUUUACAGUU
This is a messenger RNA of Pelobates fuscus (common spadefoot toad), 840 nucleotides long. RefSeq names its product hepatic lectin-like. The coding region runs from base 57 to 740 and encodes 227 amino acids. NCBI's taxonomy places the organism in Eukaryota, Metazoa, Chordata, Amphibia, Anura, Pelobatidae. The record is from RefSeq and is a predicted model, not a curated record. The transcript is spliced from 7 exons.